ACUGGUGUGAGGGGAUCCGGCGGGUGGUGAAGCCGCUGUGCAGGGACCAGCCUGGAGGACAGCACUGCAUUCACUUCAAACAGGACAACAGCAGUGAUGGCAGGAUGGGCAACGACAGCCAGGCUGUCCUGUACAUUUGGGAGCUGGGGGACGACAAGUUCAUUCAGCGUGGGUUCCAUGUGGGGCUCUGGCAGUCCUGCGAGGAGAGCCUCAGCGGUGAAGCUUCCCCAGGCCUCACCAGAAGCUGAGCAGAUGCCGGCGCUAUGCUUCCUGAACAGCCUGCAGAACUAUGAAAAGUGUAGGAGUUUCCAGAGUGUGGUGCCUGCUGAAGAACAAGGUGUUUUGUGGCUGUCCAUCGGGGGCGAGGUCCUGGAUAUCGUUCUGAUACUGGCAAGCGCCAUCCUCCUGGGCUCCAGAGUGAGUUGUUGCAGCCUUGGAUUCGACUGGCUCAGGGUGGAUGCCUUGGUAGCCAUCUUCAUGGUGCUGGCAGGGCUCCUAGGCAUGGUAGCCCACAUGAUGUACACAACCAUUUUUCAAAUCACUGUGAACCUUGGACCAGAAGAUUGGAAGCCUCAGACUUGGGACUAUGGCUGGUCAUAUUGCCUUGCCUGGGGUUCUUUCGCCCUCUGCCUGGCUGUGUCGGUUGCGGCCAUGAGCAGAUUCACUGCAGCUCGUCUGGAAUUCACCGAGCAGCAGUGGGCACAGAACGGCAGUCAGCCCUCUCAACACAGCCUCCCGGAACCCGAGGCUUCAGAGAGCAUUUGGAAAACAGGGGCUGCUCCUCGCCUUGCUGGCCAUGCCUUCAGGAAUGUUUCUGGGCACCUGCCACCAGGUGCCACAGGCAAGGUGUCCAUAUGCUAGCCAGUAUCCAUGGCUGCCACAUCUGCACAGGCAAACAAGCCAGGCACGAGUGCUCACAAUGUACACCCUGCCUCUGAUUGGACUUCAGAAGACUGUCGUCCAGGAAAAGCUUCCAUGCCCACCCCUCCACCUCUCACCUUUUACUAAACUCCUUUGGCUUCAGCCUUUGAUUCCUGUUAAAAUGCCAGUACCUUGAAGUGAGAUAACGCUUACUGAAGAUAUCAACCACUGACACUCUAGCAUAAAAGAGAGAUUCUUAAGCUUUCCUGACAGUGAAUUUGAUAAGGAUUCCUAAGAAAGAGGGAGCAAAACCAGUAGUAAGGGGAAGAGAAGUUGAAGAAAGGGGAAAGCAAGUCUUUUUAACUACAAGGGAUGCAAAAUGUGUUGUCCACAUGGGUUUGUUGAUGGAAAACUCCAGAAAAUGUUUUCUCCUAAUUGACACACACAGUAAAGUGUGUGUGGCUAUCCCAUACUUUCUUUUUCAUUUGAAUCAAGAAGACAGAAAUUUCAAAAUGUUUCCUGUUCUUUUUAAAAUGUUUUUUCUUGGACAUUUUGUGUUUCUACUUAUAGUAAAAUCCAUUUGGAAGGACAGCCAAAUGAUAGAAGUGAAAACACAGUCAAAUGGAAUGACAUCUUAUCUUGGCUAAGUGGAACAAAUGUUUGAAUUGCCCUGCUUAAAUUAAAUCGCCAGCCACUUUGGCUUCUAAAAAUAAUCAUUACCAAACAUGCAGGUGUUGUUGGAGGUGGUGGUGGGCUGCAGAUGUGGUCAGCUGCAUUACUGUAUCAAUUCAUACCAUGUCUAGCUACCAUGCUAUUCAGGCCACAGGUUGUACAACACAUAAUUAUUUUUUUCAACAAAAGAAAGGGGGCUGGGUGUGGUGGCUCAUGCUUGUAAUCCCAGCACUUUGUGGGGCCGAAGUGGGUAGAUCACUUGAGGUCAGGAGUUCUAGACCAACCUAGCCAACAUAGAAACACCCUGUCUCUACUUGAAAAUACCAAAUAUAACUGGGCAUGGUGGUGCAUGUCUGCAAUCCCAGCUACUUGGAAGACUGAGGCAAAAGAAUCUCUUGAACCUGGGAGGCAGAGGUUGCAAUGAGCUGAGAUCACGCCACUGCACUCCAGCCUGGGCAACAGAGCGAGACUCCGUAUGAAAAAAAGGAGAAGAAGAAAAGAAAAGAAAGAAAGGGACUGCAAACUCUAACAACCUUCAGUAUGUCCUUGCUCAGAUCCAUUUUAAAAAUUAUAUUCAUGUGUUUUGUAAACAUACCAUUUCUGGAAAAAAUCCAAUAAAAACAAUCUGUUUGUGCUGAACUGUAACACUUACACUCUCAUAGAACAAACGUGAAAAAUCCAGCUAACUUCAUGUUUGGGGCUCAAGGUGGGCACCUCCUGACAAACGUUUGUUCUGUGGAAUUUUGUGUUUCAUUGCACCAAGCAUAUAUGAAGAAAUACACAAUGGAUUCUUGCUGGAUAAGCCCAAACCAGAGAAUGUAUGCUGGGUUCCCUGGGCCAUUUGCUCACCUAGAGGAGAGUUUGUACCCAUAAGCCUCUGACCUUUGCAGUGUGCAGAUUCUUUUAUAUGGUUUCUCAUCCCUAUGUAUUCAUGUAGGUAGGUCCUGUGUGACUGUCACGAUAUCAAGUCAAAGUUUCAUCCUACGGGGAAGAAAAUACACUGGAGAGAGGCUUCACUGAAUUCUCUCUUGUGAAAAACACUUAUGUGUGAACACUAUGGCUGAGGAUGCUAAGGAAGACAAUUUUUAAAACUAUCUGGAUAAGUUUUUACUUUUAUUUCUUUAUUUUCUUUAUCGACUUUUAUUUUAGGUUCAGCGGGGGUGACAUGUGCAGGUUUGUUACAUGGGUAAAGAAAAAAAUGUUUGGCCAGUGCAGUGACUCACACCUGUAAUCCCAGAACUUUGGGAGGCCCAGGCAGGUAGAUUUCCUGAGGUCAGGUGUUCAAGACGAGCCUGACCAACAUGGUGAAACUCCAUCUCUACUGAAAAUACAAAAAAUUAGCCAGGCAUGGUGGAGAACGCCUGUAAUUCCAGCUGCUCGGGAGGCUGAGGCAAGAGAAUCACUCGAACCCGGGAGGUGGAGGUUGCAGUGAGCCAAGAUCACACCACUGCACCCCAACCUGGGCAACAAAAGCAAAACUCUGUCUAAAAAAAAAAAAAAAUAAAAUAAGAAUUUUGGAGCCACUUGGCCACUUGAGGGCAGUCAACAUCAUCAGAUGAUACACUUGGCCCCUGGAGAACAGAGCCAGUGGUCAGUCAGACACAGGGCAGGAGAGAAGGUAACUGGUCACUGAGGCAAGUCAAAAGCAAUUCUGUGCUACAUCUUCUGAGUUCACAAGGCACUUUGCUUCCUUGUAAAUGUUUUAAAUGUCAAUUGUAUCGAAGUAUAAAACAUGGAGAGGAAAGUAUACAAAUCACAAGUGUACAGCUUCAUAAAUGUUUAGAAAGUGAACACGCCCAGGUAUCUAUGUUCCAUCUCAAGAAACAGAACCAAGGAGCCUCAUUUCAUCUAUCUUUGCCGCAAUACACACCCAGUUGGAUUUUCAUUUGGUGUAAUGAAAUAGUCUAUUUUCAUAUCUCAUCCUCAUCAUACAUUCUACAUGUUUCAAUGCAAAAACUGUUCUCUGUACCCCCAGCAUCUAGAACCAUGGAUGACAAAUGGAAAAUGUUAUAUUUGUAUAUACUCAUAUGUAUAUGUAAGCAUAUGAAUAUGCAUGUGUAUAUACACACACACCCACUCACAUAGACAAUGUCAAAUAGACUCCUUUUUAGCUUUUUAUGGGAAGUAAUACAGCUCAUGAUCGAGAGCAUGGACUCUCGAGUCAGAUACUCUGUAUAUACAUCCUGGUUUCUCACUUUGACCUGGAGCAAGCCCCUUAAUCUCUCUACACCUCAGUUUUGUUACUUGUAAAAACAAUCCUCCAUUUAUUUAUUUAUUUAGAGGUGGAGUCUCGCUCUGUCACCCAGGCUGGAGUGCAGUAGAUGAUCUGAGCUCACCUCAACCUCCACCUACUGGGUUCAAGUGGUUGGUUCAAAGGAAGAUGGCAGCUGACUCAAGGUAGUUGGACAGGAAUGAACAAGGUCUUCGCAGAUGAAGAACUGAGAAUGCGGUAAUCUGACCCCAGAAAGCCAACUAUUUUCCCAGACUUUGUGAAUUCAGCCCUAAACUUAUUAGACUGGCUCAGAGUCUGUAUGACAUUGACAACUUAACUGCCUUUCUGGGAACCCCCCUGGAACCAUCACCCACUUCUCUGGGCUGAGGGACUCCUCUAAAGACCAGGAAUAGAUCAGUAGGCCUACUUAAUGAGAUGGGAAUUAAGUUUGCUCACCUAAAUAUUUUUGAUUCAUUCAACACCUCUGAAGAAUAUGUAUGUAUAAAGCAUGGUGAAGGAGGCAUGGGAGAUACAGGCUCUGCCCUGCCCUCAAGGAGCCACUUAUAGAAACAAGUUAGUGUUGUGUGGCAGGUGGGGUGAGGUGGGGGGUUGUGAGAAGAUCGGAAAAUUGUCAAAUUAUCUGAAGGUUGAAGAACACUUCAGUCAUUUAGAUGUUGACCAACAUUGCCAGUCACUCGUGUUAAGUCUGCAUUGCAUCUGAAAGACAGAAUUUAAAGCUAGGGCAUGAGGAAUUCAGAUUUUUUUUCCAGUUGCCACAUGAAGCAGGAGCGAAACAUCAUCUCACAAUGAAAAUUUGGGAGAAAAGAAAAAGAGCAAUUUGGCCAACAUGGUGAAAUCCCAUCUCGACUAAAAAUACAAAAAUUAGCUGGGCAUGAUGGCUAGCACUUUGGGAGGCUGAGGUGGAUAGUCAGGAGCUCGAGACCAGCCUGGCCAACAUGGUGAAAUCCCGUGUCUGCAGAAAAAAAAAAAAAAUGCCAGGCGCGGUGGUUUAUGCCUGUAAUCCCAGAACUUCGGGAAGCCAAAGUGGGCGGAUUAUGAGGUCAGAAGUUUGAGACCAUCCUGGCCAGUAUGGUGAAGCCCCAUCUCUACUAAAAAUACAAAAAUUAGCCAGGCAUGGUGGCUCAUGGCUGUAGUCCCAGGUUUUUAGGAGGCUGAGGCAGGAGAAUAGCUUGAACCCAGGAGGUGGAGGUCACAGUGAGCCCAGAUCGCACCACUGCACUCCAGCAUGGCAGCAGAACUCUCAAAAACAAAAACAAAAACAAAGGUUAACUGAUCAUGGUGGUGCAUGCCUGUAAUCCCAGCUACUCAGCAGGCCGAAGCACUUGAACCUGGGAGGCAGAAGUUGCAGUGAAUCAAGAUUACACCAUUGUACUCCAGUCUGGGCCACAGAGUGAAACUCCAUCUCAAUAAAAUAAAAUAAAUCAUCAGCCAGGUUUGGUAGCAUCCCUGUAGUCCUAGCUACUCUGGAGGCUGAGAUGGGAGGAUCACUUAAGCCCAGGAGGUUGAGGCUGCAGUGAACUAUGAUGGCACCACUGCACUCUAGCCUAGACACAGAGUGAGACCCUGUCUCUACAAGAAAAAAAAAGUAUGUGCACAUAUUACCUUAUUUCACUCUCACAUCCUUUACUUACGAAUUCCAGGAACAUCACCACACCUUGAAGACCAGCAGGGGAUGUCUUUUUCAUGUUCCAUAAGAGUAGCCUCCAAAACUGUUGACCAAUCCUUACACCAAACUUGACCAGUGUCCUCAGGAGUGGAGCUUGACUUGCAACAAGGAAAGGCAAUGAGGAGAACCAACACAGACUGGAAAUAAAAGGGCCAGGAAGAAAGGAGAAACAGAAGCUAUCAGUCCCAGCAACAAGCCAGGUCUAUUCAAGGUGCUAUAUGCAUCACGUGAUACAUUCUAAUUCUAUACAAUGGUGCGAAGAGGUAAUCAUAUGAGUAUUCCCACUUCCAUUCAAUGGCCAUCAGAUUCAGAAGGUUUAAGUGCAUGCCUGAGGCCACACACAAGUCAGAGCAGCACUGAGAUUCAGACUCAGGACUGUCCAACUCCAGACUUUCAAAGCAUAAAGUCUAGGGAGUUUGGGGGGGGCGGGGGCGGGAGCCACUUUGAAGGGUUGGCUAUGACAGAGCCACAUUUGUCAGAGUGGGAGACAAAUCCUUGCCUCCUCCCCUCCCUAGGUGAGGCUGUCACAGGGCAGGGGCCUGGAGCAUUUUAGGGGGAGAAGAAAAGCUGGAAGGAACCCACGAAGGGAGCCCUUUUCUCUGAUUCAGAGAUGAGCAGGUGCUGAGGCUUCAAGAGCUGCAAUUUGAAGCCAGGUGUGCUUCUGCUUGAGGCCAAGGAGAUUAAAGAUGCCUUAGAGGAGGUGGGCGGGGCUAACUCUGAUCUAGAGUUUAGCUUUCAUAUCCCAGGGUUUCCAGAAUGACCUCCAACUCCAAAUAUACAUUCAUCCUGGUCAGUCUUAGUUCUCAAUUCUUGAAUUAGAAAAUAUCAUAAUUUGGCUGGCUGCAGUGGCUCACCUGUAAUCCCAGCAUUUUGGGAGGCCAAGGCAGGUAGAUCAUGCGGUCAGGAGAUCGAGACCAUCCUCGCCAAGAUUGUGAAACCCCAUCUCUACUAAAAAUGCAAAAAUUAGCCAGGUACGGAGGCAGGCACCUGUAAUCCCAGCUCUCAGGAGGCUGAGGCAGGAGAAUCAUUUGAACUCGGGAGGCAGAGGUUGCAGUGAGCAGAGAUCACGCCAUUGCACUCUAGCCUGGACAACAGAGCAAGACUCUAUCUCAAAAAAGAAAAGAAAAUACCAUAAUUUCAGAGUUAGGCAAAACUUCAGGAUUCUUUCCUACACAGACUAAUAAAGCAGACAGGUAUUUGGAGAAAAAAUCUCUUUGUGGACGGCCAAGUAUGAUUUUGGUUGGAAUAUUCCGUAUCUGCCCUGUGGCAAUUAAAUUGGAAAAAAAAAAAACUAAACUAAACUAAAUCCCCAUGCCCCCUAGUGGAUCUGAGUUUUCAUUAGGUCAACUAAAGCUCCCUGGGAACUUUGCCCAAAUUGAAAUAAAAUUUCAUGACAAAGAACCCUCUGUCCUGUCCUGCCUCUUCUCCAUCAUCAGGGACAUGAGGCAAAAUUGAAGGUGUUCAGUGUUAUUCAACCAAGCUCUGAGGAUCUAUAGGCCAGUGGCUCAAAGAAUCUUUUAGGCUUGUUGAGACCAUCAUCCAAAUAUCCAGGUAGGCAGAAAACUGCUUUCAAAGCAUCAAGUCUAGGGAGUUUGAGUGAGUCAGGAACCAUCUUGCAGAGCUGGCUCAUGGCAGAGCCACUGACAGUAAGUCUGAAAGACAGCAGAAACUCCACCAUAGCCUUCACACAGAGGCUCCCGUCAAUGUCACCAAUGACUCCACAUCACUAAAGCUGACAGGCACUUCUCAGACCCUGUCUCACCUGACCAAUCAGCAGCACUGAACUCAGAUAAUAAUUUAUUAAAAGAGAAACUCGACCAGGUGCAUUGGCUUACACCUGUAAUCCUAACACUUCGGGAGGCUGAGGCAGGCAGAUCAUGCGGUCAGGAGAUCGAGACCAUCCUGGCCAAUAUGGUGAAAGCCUGUCUACUAAAAUACAAAAACUUGACUGGGCGUGGUUGCAUACACCAAUAGUCCCAGUUACUCAGGUGACAAAGGCAGGGAAAUGGCUUGAACUAAGGAGGCAGGGGUUGCAGUGAGCCAAGAUUGCGCCACUGCACUACAGCCUGGCAACAGAGCAAGACUAUAUCUCAAAAAAAUAAAUAAAUAAAACUUUAGACAAGUUAAAUUUAACAGACUUUGUUCGAGCAAAACAAAACAAAACAAAAACCACACAUACAGGUAAAACUAUAUAUGUGCUUUUAAAAGUGAGGAAAUAGGCCGGGCGCUGUGGCUCACGCCUGUAAUCCCAGCACUUUGGGAGGCUGAGGCAGGUGGAUCACGAGGUCAAGAGAUUGAGACCAUCUUGGUCAACAUGGUGAAACCCCGUCUCUACUAAAAAUACAAAAAAAUUAGCUGGGCACAAUGGCGCGUGCCUGUAAUCCCAGCUAUUCAGGAGGCUGAGGCAGGAGAAUUGCCUGAACCCAGGAGGCGGAGGUUGCGGUGAGCCGAGAUUGCGCCAUUGCACUCCAGCCUGGGUAACAAGAGCGAAACUCCGUCUCAAAAAAAAAAAAAAAAAAAAAUGAGGAAAU
This is a messenger RNA of Callithrix jacchus (white-tufted-ear marmoset), 7963 nucleotides long. NCBI's taxonomy places the organism in Eukaryota, Metazoa, Chordata, Mammalia, Primates, Cebidae. The record is from RefSeq and is a predicted model, not a curated record.